This is a messenger RNA of Raphanus sativus (radish), 800 nucleotides long. RefSeq names its product protein FAR-RED ELONGATED HYPOCOTYL 1. Lineage: Eukaryota; Viridiplantae; Streptophyta; Magnoliopsida; Brassicales; Brassicaceae. Bases 167 to 667 code for a protein of 166 amino acids. The transcript is spliced from 3 exons. Gene Ontology annotation, biological process: response to red or far red light. The record is from RefSeq and is a predicted model, not a curated record.
AAAGUUUCCAGUUCCAGAUAUUACCUCUCCGAAAGGGGAAAGAGCAUUAUUCAUCAUUUUAAAAUUAUCUUAGAACUCUCUCUCAGCGAUCUAUGCCUGCCUGAAGAGGAAGUUGAUAACAAGAAGCCAUUGUCUGAGCCUAACAGUACUAAAAUUUUGUUGAGAUAUGGAAGAAGUUGAGGUGAGCAAGAAGAGGAAGUUUCAGACAGAUCAAUCGGAGUUAUCGUUAUUACCUUUGUCCAAACAUGCUUGUUUUGACAAUGCCGCUUGUUCCGACAAUACCAAUGGCAGAUCAGAGCUUGAUUCAGAGUGUUCGGUGUCAUGUCUGAAGUCACCUUCCAUGGAAUAUUGUGAAAAUGAGAUUGAGAUGAAAGAGGAAUCAUCUGGAUCUUGCAGUGAAGACAAGAUUAUCUCAUUUGAAAGCCAUCUUGAUUUCAUCUAUGGCACCCAAAACCUAGAGGAUUUUUUAGACAAAGACAUUGAAAACAUUCUCUACCUUGAUGAUGAUGAAGAAGAAGAAGACGAAGCUAAUGGGUGUAGUAAUGCUGCUAAGUAUGUUCUGUCUUCUGGGAGAUGGACUGUUGACCAAGAUUCUCCUCAGCAUGUCAUAAAGAAACCUACGAUUGAUCAAGAGUUCGAGCAAUACUUCUCAACGCUGAUGCUGUGACGAAUUGAUGUUAGUCUCAAAAAACAUAUAUGGAGAUGUAUAUAGAAAACUGUAUUGUUUAUGUUGUCUCUUAUGGUUUUUGAUUCUUGUGAACAAUGAAAACCUUCAUCUCAAAUUAAUUAGAGACGUUUUU